This is a messenger RNA of Zea mays, 1968 nucleotides long. RefSeq lists its product as uncharacterized. Bases 21 to 1586 code for a protein of 521 amino acids. The transcript is spliced from 2 exons. NCBI's taxonomy places the organism in Eukaryota, Viridiplantae, Streptophyta, Magnoliopsida, Poales, Poaceae. The record is from RefSeq and is a predicted model, not a curated record.
UGCAGCACGAUUCCCUCAACAUGUCUUCAUCACGUGGUCUUGGUGGUCUACGCAAGAAACUUGCAGGUCGCUUUAAAUCCAAGCGCCCUCGAGGAAAUGAUGAUGAUUAUGUACCAACCACUGAUUCAGAAGCCCAAUCCUCAGCUGGGGGCACUGAAUCCAUGGAUGCGGAAGAUUUUCCUCAUGUUCAUCCUGAUUAUCCCAUUGAUAUCCAAGGAUGGACUUUCCCAAAGCGGAGAUUUUCUAUGACUGAGUACUGCUCUCGACGGACUGUGAAUCAGUAUGCUCUGCCAUCAGAUACCAACAUCCAGUUUUUCCACACGCAGCUGCAGUUUGAUGUUUUCUGGGGCACCCUGGUGGAUACUAAUUUCCAUAAGCAUCAGGUGAUUGAUUGGUCAUUCCUGCUCAGUCAAUCAGUCAUGGAGGGUUUGAUCCCUAAGUUUGAGGCAUGCGGACUAUAUCAGUUUAUGGGGCAGCGCACAGAUUUUAAUGAAAUGGCUGUUAAGCAAUUCUUGGCUACCUCAGAGAUUGAUAUUGCAGAAGAAUCCAUCACCUGGAUGACUGGCUUCAAGCGCUACUCUGCUUCUUUUGCUGACUUUGCAGCUGCCAACAGUCUGAACUAUGGCACCAUUUCUGCUGGAGUGGAUCUUUAUACUGAAGACAAUUUUGAGGAUUUUGUGCAGUUUUAUGAGCCAGCCAGACUUGGUAUACCCAGGAGAUUUGGUGAGACAGCAGGACUCAGACAUCAUCCUGCUGUCAUCAACAAGAUUGCCAGAGUCACCAUCCUUCCCAAGAGUGGUGAUAAGAGUAAAAUCAGGGAGAAGUUCUGGAACAUAAUUCAUCACAUUAUGAAUGGAGAAGUCAUGAACAUUGUUCUUUUCAUGAUGAGGCAGCUUAAUGAUUUAAAGAUGGACAAGAAUCAAAACUUGGCAUAUGCUCCAUACAUUAUGGCUCUUAUCAAAUCCAAGACAAGAUUUGAGGGCCCAUGUGAGAUUGUCCACACUCCAUUCAGGCCUUUUAAGAAUGAGAUAGGGUUUCUCACCAGGCCACUCACUCCAUUCCCAGAUGAUGAGGAAGACCCUGGCUAUGAGGGUGGAGCAGCGCCUAAUGUUGAGGAACAGCAGAUGCCUCCUCCUCCACCUCCUCCUCAGCCUCAGCACUAUUGGGAGCCUGCUCCAGGAUAUUUUGAUCCUUAUUUUCACAACAUGCAGCAAGGGCUGGAGGCUCAUAUUGAUACUCGAUUUGAGGGGUUGAUGUCACAUGUGGAUCACCGCCUCGAUGACAUGCGGUCUCGCUUUGACGACAACUGGGAUGUGCUCAACUCUGAAUUUUCUGACCUUCGUGAUCACAUUCACACUAAUGUCACUGAUCCCAUCAUGUCAAGGCUGAAUAAUAUGCAACAAAGCUUUCAAGAUAACAUGGGUGCUCUCUCCAGUCAGUUUGAUAAUCUUUCUACAACUGACAACAUGCAUGAUAUCAGUCAGAGGCAGCAGCAGCUCCAGCAGGACUUUGACCAGUUCUCCUCCCUGUUUGACACCUUCCGCACUCAUUAUUACCACAUGCAUCCUCCGCCGAGUGAUCAGUAAGGCCUCUCCUUUGUGGCAAUUGAUGCCAAAGGGGGAGAGAAGUGAUGAGAAGUUGUCAGGCGUCUCCUUCAGGGGGAGUUGGUGGUUCUAUGUGGACACUAAGACCAUGCAUAUGCAUUUUAUCUUUUUUGUGCCGUUUUAGUUUAUGUCUUAUGCAUUUGGAACUUGGUUCGAUCUAUUAACUCUAUGUCGUAUGUCUGUGGAUUAUUAUCUGUAAUAUUCUGUGGGAUGAACUAUGUUUUAGUUCAAAUUACUCUGUGUGUGGUUAAUCGAGAUGUGAUUAUAAUUGCUGCGCUCACUCUACGAAUCAUCGCUUGUAUGUCUCGAUAACCAUGUUUGUAGGAAAGUCUCCAUCAAGCUCUAAUAUAUUAUGUGUGUUAUA